This is a messenger RNA of Esox lucius (northern pike), 3349 nucleotides long. It is a transcript of the gene vps37ba, whose product is annotated as VPS37B subunit of ESCRT-I a. Lineage: Eukaryota; Metazoa; Chordata; Actinopteri; Esociformes; Esocidae. The transcript is spliced from 4 exons. The record is from RefSeq and is a predicted model, not a curated record. Bases 173 to 1024 code for a protein of 283 amino acids. Gene Ontology annotation, biological process: protein targeting to membrane; protein targeting to vacuole; ubiquitin-dependent protein catabolic process via the multivesicular body sorting pathway. Gene Ontology annotation, cellular component: ESCRT I complex.
UUAUUACCAUCCAGUUGUGAAAUUAUCGUCUUGUGCUGCUCACAGAAUACUAAACCGAAACGAGCUGUCUUCUAUUAGUUAUCUAUAUAUUUGUUAAUUUGUUCUUCGGAGCGCGUGAAUGUGAGGACUUUUCACAAAACCGGUGUCGUGAAGAAUCGAACACAGACGUGAAAUGUCUUGUAUUGCCAAUACAUUUAGUUCGUACUCGAUGACGCAGCUUAACGAAUUACUUGAAGAUGAUAACAAACUCAACAAAAUUGUCCAAGAAAUGGAAGAGAUGAAGGAGGUUCAGCAGACCAAGGAGAUGACCCUGGCCAGUAACCGGAGCUUGGCCGAGCAGAAUCUUCAACUGGAGCCCAGGCUGGAGAACCAGAAGAGCCUGCUCACCAAGCGCUACAUCUCCCUACAAGAGAGCUUUGAGGCCUACCAUGUCCACAAGUCUGAACUAGACCACAGCCCUGGAAACAGUUCGUUGGAUACAUUGCUUGCUCUACUGCAGGCAGAAGGAGCUAAGAUUGAAGAGGAGACUGAGAACAUGGCUGAUUCCUUCCUGGAUGGCGACGUUACCCUAGAUAUCUUCAUUGACUUGUACCAGAGCAAGAGGAAGCUGGCCCACCUAAGGAGGGUGAAGAUUGACAAGUUGCAGGAGAUCUUGCUGAAGGGCCCUCCGCUGCCUCAGGUGCCUGUCUCCUGCUCCCAGCCGGAGGUGCUGUCUGCCAGGCCGUCCCCCUUCUAUACAGAAGCCAACAGCCACAAUGAUCAGAACCACUCCCCCGUGCCCCAGCCCAGGAGAGCCCCACCUCCCCCUCCAACCCAAAAACCCCCGUCUGUAGUCCCUCAGCCAAAGCCGGAAGUCUUUUCCUAUCCUGCCACCCUAUACCCUCCUAUACCCCCCAGGAUGGGGGCUCCUUUGGCCAGCAUCAGCCCUGGGUACCCGCAUGUCUUCAUGUCUCCGUAUCCCCCUGCUCUGCCUCAGAGGCCCGCCCCUCGCGUGGCCCCGCCGUCUGGCUUCAUGAUUCAGUAAUAGAGGAUCACAGUGAAGGUGCAGUACAGUACUUACAGUGGACUUGCACUGCAGCCUUGCUGGAACCUAUCAGCCGUUAGCCUUUGUGAAUAUGGCACAGCGUAACACAAAUGGGGUGGGACUGACUAUAAUUAAAGGCUAGUCUAGGAAUGGUCAACACUGAGAUACAAUGUGCACUCUUCUCACCAGAGUCAACACUCCAUUGCUCCAAUGCCACAGAAAGGAAUUGAUUGACCUGUGCUUGCAAUUGCAAAGCUAAAUCCAUCAAGAACAGGGCUUUAGUCUACAGUGAAAUACAUGCAUGAUUCACUGGCCUCAGUAGCCUGGACUUGCACCCCUAGUUUGAGGCCUGUGUUAUUAUCACUUUGUCCCAGUCAGACAGACAGAAUGUCCGUGGCCCUCAGGUGUGUCUUCCUCCUUGUACCCCUGUCACAGUGCUGGUGCCUCCUCAUUCAUCUAUGUUGUGAAAUGGAAGGGGGGAGCCAGUCAUGUUGUGUUACGGGACACUUCACGGAAGAAAAUGUCAAAUCAUAUGCAAAACCAACCCUGCUCUGCUGGUUUUUGAAACCAUAUUUCCCAGGUAUAUCUCCACAAUCUAUCUAUAGUAUACAGACAUUUACUGGUACUUAGAAAUGUUGUGGCCCUUUGAAUGAAUACACAACAUUUAUUGUAAUAUUGCCUUACAGGAUGCUGGAUGCUUAAUUUCUGUUGCCAGGAAAUUCUAGAAAGACAUUUCAGAAAAAUGUUUUUCAAAAGAUCAAGCAUAGAGGUUUGUUAAGAGUGUGUGGAUCAUCUCAUGGCUGAUAGGGAGGGCAGUCGAAUUUAUCUUUGUUGCUCAGAGCAAAUAUAUGGACACACCCUGAAUAUUGGUUGCGUAGUGUUUUUGGCUCAAACACUAAAAUGUUGGCAUCUUGGUCUUGUAUACAAAGGGUCUCUCCAUAGCAAUAUAUAAUAUUAUUUCCCAUAAAUGUGCUGUUUCAGUGAAUCAUCUACUGUUCAUACUACAUGCCUAACUGUGGGACAUAUGUGUCUUUCCCUGCAUUACUUAAUUAUUUCAUUUAAGUACCUUCUCUCUUGGUUUCUCUUGAAUGUUUAUAUAUGUUUUUUAAGUCAUUACUGUUGAAACUAGAUUAGCCAAGUUCAUGUACAUUUAUUAAUGAUAACAUAUACAGUUCAUAACUUAAAACAAAUGUAAAAAUCCAAGGGGGGUGAAUACUUGCAGUCCACUGAAAUUAAGACCAUCUUCCACUGUUUUGUGAACUGUAAUACCCUCUGUUUUAACUCUAGGGUAUUAUCACACUGAAUGAACACCAAAGAUGACGUUCUGUUAAUCUCCUCUUGUUCUAGUUACAUUUCCUGUCAUCAUACAUUCCUGCAUUAUUUCAGUUUCAUAGCAAUUUUUAAUGGCAGUGGUUUUAGGUGCAAAUAAAAAACAUAGGAUCAAACAAUACAGUACCAAUCUAAAAUGUAUUUUGCACCAUUUUUACAAUGUCAGCCUACUCCUAAAGGAGUCCAAUGUGCAGGGUUACCUGAUCCUACAUCCUGCAGUGUGGUAAAGCCACUGAGUGCCUAUGGAGGAACACAUUGCUGACUGCUCUACACCUGUAAUCUGUGUACACAGGCCAGGCUUGGCCUACUUUUCCUGGCUGUGCCCCGUUUAGUUUCCCUUUACGGAUGCAAAUGAUAUCGUGCUGAUGCAUGUCUGGGGGCGGGAAAAGUUGGGAGUCCAUCUAGCUGCCUGUCAGGCCUGGACUCUACCUGGUGCUAUGGGGCUGGGCUGCCGUUGCAGUUUGUUUCUAAACAACAUGAUAUACACUUGGGGUCUGUGUCUAAUGCUUGCUGUUCUCCUAGAAAUUCUUUAUAACAUCAGAACCUUCGUUUGCCUGCUCUCAGGUGGGUGACCACUGUCUUUGUUUCUUAUGCACAUGCCAUCAAGACAACAGGGCUCCUAGAUUUUUAAAUGUAAAAUAGUUUACACAGACUUUUUUUUAAAUAGAAAUCAGAGUAACAAAAGCCAUGUCCCUAUUUCUUUACCAAUUGUUUUAAUAUACCAGCAUUUCGAAGCUAAAAGAUGCACUCCAGGAUCUUAAGUGGAACACUUUUUGAACAUAUUGUACAAAUUGAAUUCUUAACAUAUCACAGAAAUUGCAUCAGUACUUUUUUGCAAGUUGUAACAUAUAAGCAAUUGGUGACAUAGUAUACUAUUAGAUUACCUGGUACAAAACAUAAACAUAUUUUGGGGUGAACACUGCUUUUUCAAAGCUUCUGGCUGAAUUCUGGACUGCACCUUUAAAUUAAAUUAAUAAUAAACUAUUGUUUGUGUGA